Molecule: messenger RNA, 3677 nt
Organism: Callorhinchus milii (elephant shark)
Lineage: Eukaryota; Metazoa; Chordata; Chondrichthyes; Chimaeriformes; Callorhinchidae
Gene: ppp2r5eb
Product: protein phosphatase 2, regulatory subunit B', epsilon isoform b
Exons: 13
Coding region: 79-1479 (466 amino acids)
Biological process (GO): protein dephosphorylation; signal transduction
Cellular component (GO): protein phosphatase type 2A complex; cytosol; nucleus
Molecular function (GO): protein phosphatase activator activity
Source: RefSeq, a predicted model, not a curated record
UGGUGGCGAGUCUCAGCCUCAGCCUCCGCCCCCCCUCUCCCUCCCCUCUGAGUGGUGUAUUUGUCGAACGGGGAUAAUAUGUCCUCGUCGACCUCCUCUCCGCCGGUGGAUAAAGUCGAUGGGUUCUCGAGGAAGUCGGUGCGGAAGGCCAAACAGAAGCGCUCGCAGAGCUCCUCGCAGUACAGGUCCCAAGGAAAAGCCAUCGACCUGAGCCCUCUGCCUCAGCUCAAAGACGUUUCUGUAGCUGAACAGCCUGAGCUCUUCUUGAAGAAACUACAACAGUGUUGUGUCGUAUUUGAUUUCAUGGAUACGUUAAUAGAUCUGAAACAGAAGGAGUACAAGCGGUCAACUCUUAAUGAACUGGUGGAUUAUGUUGCGGUCAGCCGAGGAUUCUUGUCAGAACGGGCUUACCCUGAAGUAGUUCAAAUGGUUUCUACCAAUAUAUUCAGGACUCUUCCUCCAUCUGACACUUCAGAAUUUGAUCCAGAAGAAGAUGAACCAACCCUUGAAGCAUCCUGGCCUCAUUUGCAGCUUAUCUAUGAAUUUUUCAUUCGGUUUUUGGAGAGUCAAGAAUUCCAACCCAGCAUUGCCAAAAAAUAUAUAGAUCAGAAAUUUAUAUUGCAGCUUUUGGAUCUGUUUGACAGUGAAGACCCCCGGGAAAGAGACUACCUAAAGACUGUCUUGCACAGAAUUUACGGAAAAUUUCUUGGACUUAGAGCAUUUAUCCGGAAGCAAAUUAACAAUAUUUUUCUACGAUUUGUUUAUGAAACGGAACAUUUCAAUGGUGUAGCAGAACUUCUGGAAAUAUUAGGAAGUAUAAUAAAUGGCUUUGCAUUGCCCCUGAAGGCAGAACAUAAGCAGUUUCUGAUCAAGGUGCUGAUACCUUUACAUACUGUAAGGGGUUUGGCCCUGUUCCAUGCACAGUUGGCAUAUUGCAUUGUACAGUUUCUAGAGAAGGAUCCAACGCUAACUGAACCGGUCAUUAGGGGUUUACUAAAGUUCUGGCCAAAAACUUGCAGUCAAAAGGAGGUCAUGUUUCUUGGGGAGAUAGAAGAAAUUUUGGAUGUGAUUGAGCCAUCACAGUUUGUAAAAAUUCAGGAGCAGCUCUUCAAGCAAAUUUCCAAAUGCGUCUCCAGCCCCCAUUUCCAGGUGGCUGAAAGAGCGUUAUAUUACUGGAACAAUGAAUACAUUAUGAGUCUCAUAGAAGAGAAUUCUAGUGUAAUCCUGCCCAUCAUGUUUGCCAGCCUUUAUAGGAUCUCUAAAGAACACUGGAAUCCGGCUAUUGUAGCAUUAGUCUACAAUGUUUUAAAGGCUUUUAUGGAAAUGAACAGCACCUUAUUUGAUGAUCUGACAGCCACCUACAAGUCAGAUCGCCAAAGGGAGAAGAAAAAGGAAAAAGAGCGGGAAGAACUUUGGAAAAAGUUGGAGGAUCUUGAAAUAAAGAAAGGUCUGGAAAAUGACAGGAUUAUCCCAACUUAACAAAGAUAACAAUGGUGCUAAAAACCCCAUGGUAUACAUUCAUGUAGUAAGAGGUGGAGCAACAGUUUUCUGUAUUGUGCUACUUACUUUACAGUAGAUUUCACAUCUGUUUCAUUAUCAACGCCAGUCGGUUCUGUAACAGUACUGUAUAUAACUUUUCUCUUCACGUUUAAAUGGUAUGAAAAAAGGAAGGGCUUCAGUACAAAACAUGUACAGUAGAUGGAUGUCUGAGAGCUCUUCUAUAAAUGUAGUCAUUGUUUUAACUUUUUUUCAAAAAAAAAAGAAAAAUUUUUAACAUCCCUGUGGGUGGCGCAGAAAUAUUCCCAAGAAGAUUGCUGCAAUCACAGUACCUGGAUCUGAGGUUCCCUACUUGUUGCUGGCAGACUACAAGCAAAUAUAUUUUUAGACAGAAGAUUGUGUUCCCCGCUUGUCCCUGUGACUUUGCUGCAUCUUAAUUUAUAGUUUAAAAGGAGACGUUUCUGCACAUUUCUUACCGAGUUUGUGGACGUUUUGGUUUUAUUUUUUAAUUUGGUGGUUUUAAACCCGUUUUAAUUAAGCCUAUUGUGGUGGUAACAUGCCUCGACACACAGCACACUGGUUGUGUAAAGGUUGAAGUGUCCACGUGUAUCUAUCUGGUUCCAUCGAGGUGCAAUGCAUAAGAACGUUUGUACUGAGUAGCGUACUGGAGAUGCACAGAUACACAAGCUGAACUGUGCGUUCGAACAUCCAUCACAGAUACACAAUUGGUAUUGGUGUGAUACAGGACUCAGUAAGCAAGAUGUAACCAAUAAGUAACCAGUUUGGUUAUUAAGGUCUUGGUUCGUUAACAAUGUAAGGUACAUAUCCUCAUUUUGACCUGUUGUAUAUCCCAUUUAUACCACACACACCCCAAAAAAAUUGUGCAACUAGCUUUAAUUUAACAAAAGGUUCCCGUAGAGAGACAAACGCCCUUCCCCACUUUGUGCAUAGAACCUAGUGAGUGCGUUAUUCAUUGUGUGUGAGUUUGCUUGUUGGGGUAUAGUCAAUGUGACUAAGACCAGCAGUAACAUUGGUAUUGUGUAGAUGAAUAAUUUAAUGUGAGGUCAUCAACACCAUACACAACAUCUCAACAUGUUUCUUAAAGGAAAUGAACAGUAGGGAAUUGAGCCAUAAUGUCUUAUGGUGUCGUAUGCACUGUAUUGAUCCAGUUGGAAUGUUACACGACCAGUGUUAUAUUGCUCCAUGUGUUACACCACUCUGUUGAUGCAACAGCUUUUCAUCCCACCAGGUGUGGGCAUUGUGUAUGGUAUAAAACCUUAUUUUAAAAAAAAAUUGUAGUUUUCUUUCUCCAAAUGUUGUUGCAGAUCAUACACACACAUCACCUUCCACCUUUCUCAACUUUUUUUUAAAAAAAACAACUUUACAUUUCUCUUCAAAACAAAUUACCAAUAAGUUGCACAGAUUGUUCUCCAUUUUUGCCCAUUAGAUGACCAGGUUAGAAGGUAAACCCGAGCAAGAAGCAGUCCGAGUAGGGCACUCUACAGCAAGAGGAGACUAGAUUUCAUUUCUUUCAACUUUGGAAAAAAUGGGCUAUGUGGGCCAAACAAGAUACUGCCUCUUCAAGAUUUUGUGUUCCAUCAAUAGUAUGCUGUUGAGUUAUUACCGUUGGGUCAAAUACAAGAUAUUUGCAGUCAACCAGAACUGGCGACUCCAAUGGAUACUGUACUCGGAACUGUAGGCUUGAACGUGCUGAAGUAGCCUAAAAACUGAUGUGGGUAUGCUGCGUAUGGAUAUUUAAACUUUGUGUGAUGUGUUAAAACAAAAGUCCAUCUUAGGAAACCGAAAUUGUCUUUCAAGGAUGAGUGAGGUUUGAAAGAAAUGUAAUACAACUUCUACAAGAUGGGUUCAGUGAGACGCAAGUUGAGACUGUUUUAAGUGGGCUCCACUGUAACUUCAAAGUGCUAAACGGUGAAUGUGAUGGUGCACUCUAGUCAGUAAACAGUUAAUAACCCCCUUGUUUAAGCAGCCCUGACUGUUGCUUACUGUGCACAGUGGUAGUAUACAUGGUUUGGAUACCAACACAGGAUUUACUGUAUUUCAUGACAGAUUACUGUGUGAACGCCCUUAGGUCCACUUUUUGACCACUUACUGUAAAUAGGCUGUAAUCAGAAGCUCAUGUAUUGACCGAGGACUUUUAAAAUACAGAUCUUACCAAUGAA